Panthera uncia (snow leopard) is the source of this 2288-nucleotide messenger RNA. RefSeq names its product tyrosylprotein sulfotransferase 1 (gene TPST1). Gene Ontology annotation, biological process: peptidyl-tyrosine sulfation. The transcript is spliced from 3 exons. Lineage: Eukaryota; Metazoa; Chordata; Mammalia; Carnivora; Felidae. Gene Ontology annotation, cellular component: Golgi apparatus. The coding region runs from base 409 to 1452 and encodes 347 amino acids. The record is from RefSeq and is a predicted model, not a curated record. Gene Ontology annotation, molecular function: protein-tyrosine sulfotransferase activity.
GAAGCCGACACAUCUCCCGGGCCGGGCGUGCGGCAACCAAUCGUGGCACACUUGUGAUCCCAGGCCCACCCGAGAGGCUGGCGGCAGGGGCUGAGGCAGCCACGGCGGGAGUCGCUGCUGAGGCGGCUGCGGGCGCGGGUCGCGUCGGCGCUGCUCCGCGGGGCCGGGCCGGGCUGGCAGCAGCUGGCGCCUGGCGGUGAAGGCGGGCUCCCGGGGCGGGUGGAAUGGCCCCCACCUAGGGCAGUGGGAGAAGCGGCUGAGCGCAGGAUGCUAACGAGGCGGCGCGGCGGCUCCUCACUCAACCCAGAUGUUGAUCAUCUUUCUGAAGUAGAAUCUCCAUGGCCUGAACAUUUUCUGAAAAUUAUUUUGAGCAGAAUAUCUAUUUAAUAACAAGAUAACUACAUCAAGAUGGUUGGAAAACUGAAGCAGAACUUACUAUUGGCAUGUCUGGUUAUUAGUUCUGUGACUGUGUUUUACUUGGGCCAACACGCCAUGGAAUGUCAUCACCGAAUAGAAGAACGUAGCCAGCCCCUCAAAUUGGAGAGCACAAAGACCACUGUGAGAACUGGCCUGGACAUCAAAGUGAAUAAAACCUUUGCCUAUCACAAAGAUAUGCCUUUGAUAUUUAUUGGAGGUGUGCCUCGGAGUGGAACCACACUCAUGAGGGCCAUGCUAGAUGCACACCCUGAUAUUCGCUGUGGAGAGGAAACCAGAGUCAUUCCCCGAAUCCUGGCCUUGAAGCAGAUGUGGUCACGGUCAAGUAAAGAGAAAAUACGCUUGGAUGAGGCUGGUGUUACUGAUGAAGUGCUGGAUUCUGCCAUGCAAGCCUUCUUACUAGAAAUUAUUGUUAAGCAUGGGGAACCAGCCCCUUAUUUAUGUAAUAAAGAUCCUUUUGCCCUGAAAUCCUUAACUUACCUUGCUAGGUUAUUCCCUAAUGCCAAAUUUCUCCUCAUGGUCCGAGAUGGCCGGGCAUCAGUACAUUCAAUGAUUUCUCGGAAAGUUACUAUAGCUGGGUUUGACCUGAAUAGCUAUAGAGACUGUUUGACCAAGUGGAAUCGUGCCAUAGAGACCAUGUAUAAUCAAUGUAUGGAAGUUGGCUAUAAAAAAUGCAUGUUAGUUCACUAUGAACAACUUGUCUUACAUCCUGAACGGUGGAUGAGAACGCUCUUAAAGUUCCUUCAUAUUCCAUGGAACUACUCAGUAUUACAUCAUGAAGAGAUGAUUGGGAAAGCUGGGGGAGUAUCUCUGUCAAAGGGUUCCUGGAAGGUUCAGUCGGUUAAGCAUCUGACUUCAGCUCAGGUCGUGAUCUCGCAGUUUAUGAGUUCAAGCCUGGCGUCCGGCUCUGUGCUGACAGCUUGGGGCCUGGAGCCAGCUUCUGAUUCUGCAUCUCCCUCUCUCUCUCUCUGCCCCUCCACUGUUCACACUCUGUCUCUUUCUGUCAAAAAUAAAUAAACAUUUAAAAAAAAUUUUUUUAAAUAACAUUGUUUUCUCUAGCCUACCUUAUUGUAUCACUUUACAGUAUAAACUACAUAUAAUGUACAAAAUACGUGUUAAUUGACUUUUUAUGUUAUCAGUAACUCUUCCUGUCAACACACUAUUAGUAGUUCAGUUUUGGGGAAGGCCAAAGUUAUACAAGAGGGAUGCCUGGCUGGCUCAGUUGGUAGAGCAUGUAACUCUUUAUCUCAGGAAUCAUGAGUUCAAGUUCCACAUUGGGCAUAGAAAUUACUUAACAAAAGUAAAGAAUUAUACAAGGAUUUUCAAGUGCGUGGACAUCAGCAACCCUAAAUGCCAUGUUGUUCAAGGGUCAGUCUUGUAAAUGUCUUUUCGAUGCCCUGUUGCUACCUUCUCCUUCCUCCCACUCAUUUCAUGUAGGUAUUACCAUUAUGUUAUUGUUUCCAACCACUUGUAUUUUGGGGUCUGUAGGGCAACUUUGUCACCUAAUUUUAUUUUAAAUGUUUUUCAUGGUUUUUUUGCUCUGCUAUCUGGUUUCUUGGUUUUCGUGGAUGAUUUGACAAGUUUUAAAAACCUAUUCUUGUGGUUUCUCAGACUCCCUCUCAUUUUCAGGCCUUGGACUUAGAAUACCUGGGGAGGCACUGCAGGAUUUUGAACAGAGGAGUGACACAAUCUAACUCUCUCUGGUAUAUGUAAUGUAGAUAGACCACAGGAUGUGAAGGAAGAAGCAGGGUAGCUAGUAGAAUAUUGUAGAAAUCUAGGCAAGAGAUAAUGUUGGCUUGGACCAGGGGAGUAGCUGUGGAGUUGAUGAGAAAUGACCAUAUUUGGAUAUAUUU